Molecule: messenger RNA, 1897 nt
Organism: Tetranychus urticae (two-spotted spider mite)
Lineage: Eukaryota; Metazoa; Arthropoda; Arachnida; Trombidiformes; Tetranychidae
Product: E3 ubiquitin-protein ligase COP1-like
Biological process (GO): proteasome-mediated ubiquitin-dependent protein catabolic process
Molecular function (GO): ubiquitin protein ligase activity; protein binding
Source: RefSeq, a predicted model, not a curated record
CUGUGUUUACAAACAUCAUGCAGUACGGAUUAACCAGAAAACGAACCAUCUGUAUAUCAUAUUGUGAAUUUGUUGAUUAAUUUUAUUUUUACAAUUGGUUUGUACAUUUUAGAAUGGACGGGGAACCAUCAACGUCAAGCAGUAAACGGUUACGUCUAUCAAGUAUUCCAGGAGACAAUGAUAGCCGCUCUACUGAUGAAGAACCCAGUUGUUUUGAGGAAUCAAUGCCCAUUCGAUUAGACGAGCUUACGUGUCCUAUUUGUCAUAAUAUUAUUGUUGAUGCCCAUGUUACUGAAUGUGGUCAUACUUAAGGUCAUAAAUGCAUCACCAAAAACUCGAAACCUCUAAAUUUUGUCUUAAAUGUGGUUUUAUAGUCCAUAAGACUUAUCCUAAUUUUAUGAUUGAAAGAUUUAUAAGAGUGACCAAAAAAAGCAGACACUUUAUUCAGACUGGCUGAUAUAAACAGGAACCAUACGGCGUGGUAUAUUCUAAUCUCUCGGAGAAAGCACAAAAUCUCGACCCUGAUGAUAUGGCGUUUCUUGUGGAAUUGCUACAGAAGAGAAAAAAGAAACUAGAGAAAUCUUCAAAAGUCGUCAAAUUUGAAUUAUUUAAAGAAUUCCUCACAAGAAUACAAAUUCGUAAGCCAGAGCCAUUAGAUAAACUUGCUGAUGAUUUGAAGAUUAUAAGGGUGGAUUUUUCGACACUUAAACAAAUUGAAAGCUCUCUGGUUGCUGAAAAAGAGGACCAACCAGUCCAUGAUAACACCAGUGUUCACCAGAGGAAUCAUCAUCAUAAUACUAAUGUUUGUGGAGUCAAAUUUCAUCCUACAAGUCGAUACCACUUAGCAUUCUGUUCAGCUGGUAAUACCGUUUAUUAUUAAGACUUGAGGAAUCCAAGCAAACCGGAAUUUAUUUUCAAAGGACAUCAUGACACUGUUUCAUAUGUUAAAUUCAUGAGUUCUACCGAGCUUGUCUCGUUAUCUACUGACAAUACUUGUAAAUUAUGGAGCGUUGGCAGUAACAAAACAUUCGAAAGAACAUUCAAAGCUCAUUCUAAUGUGCAUAGAUUUGUUGGUUUAGCAACAAAUGAUGAAUAUAUUUGUUGUGGAAGUGAAAACAAUGCACUUUAUAUUUAUUACAAAGGAUUUUCCAAGCCAGUAUUAACCUACUCUUUUGAUUUCGAUAGGCCAAUUUCUCGUACCGGAAUCGAGUCGCAUUGGUCAAAAAAAAAUAUCACUCAAAAUGCAAUAACCGCCGUUUGCUGGAAAAAAGACUCAAAUGUUAUUUUAGCCGGAAACACUGAAGGAUCUGUGAAGGUUUUGGAAGCUAUAUAAUGCUGAUUUGAUGUUCAAAUUAUCGAAGAUGUACAGAUCACAAGAAUAUCAUGUUGAGAAAUCACCAAAACUAAAAUGAAUCAAUUUAGUUUUUUACUGUUUUUUAUAUCAAUACAAUCAGUUUGGAUAUUAAUAUUUUCAAUGAUUCGAAGAUACGCUAUCUCUCAUGAUUGAAGUAUGAUGUCAUCAGAGGACCAUUACCUUGUUUUCGUCCAUCAAUGAAACACUCGAAAGAUUAAUACCUGUACGCAAUUAAGACGUUUGAUAUUUUUUAAGCAAUUGUUACCAAGGAGACUAACGUAUGGGGUGUUGAGAAAGUUUAUGCAAGGGGAAAAAAUCCCUCAACUGCGUGUAAACAGAAAAUUAAAUUUUUUCCCCCAAAGUUGUGCAUAAACUUUCUCAACACCCCAUAAACUGGUUGGAUCAAAGUUGGUUUUGAUUUUAAUUUUAAUGUUUAAUUGAGAGAGAUCUUUGAAAAUAUUGAAAUGUGGCUCUUAAAAGAAUCUAAUCAAAUUAAUUGUAAAAAUGCUAAUACAUUAAAUUUUAUACUUGUACUACGUGUUA